CUGGCGUCUCGACACCCUUGUUAUCCAUGGACAACUAUUUGAACCCUCUGGCAGAAACCUGAGCUGUUCGAUCGUGGGUUGGACAUUGGCCGGGCUACCUCCUACCACAAACUUGGAGUAGCUAUUAUCAGCGGAGGACUAGAAUCCUCCCUACGGCACGAUGCUACACCCCAUUCUCGAUUUAAGCGAUCUUAAUGUUAUCCUUGUGGUCUCGAGCUUCUAUGUUCUCAUUAUUGGAUUUAUAUCCUUAAAAGUCAAGCAAAGAUGGUAUCUAGGCGAAGCAUUACCCGCUUUCCUCAUCGGCAUUGCAUUCGGUCCCCUAGGCGCAAAGCUUCUUGUUGUUGACCAUUGGGGGAGUAAUGACGGCGGUAGCGCGACAAGUGCGAUCUCUUACGCUAUGACACGACUUGUCAUUGGAAUUCAAUUGGUAAAAGUUGGAUAUCAACUGCCAAAGAAAUACCUAAAGCGACGUUUUAAGGAGAUGACUAUCUGCUUGUUACCAUUGAUGACUAUCGGGUGGAUUGUAACAUCUGCUUGUAUCAUGUUGAUGAUUCCAAACAUUUCUUUCCUUGCAGCACUCAUAAUUGGCUCAUGUGUAACGUGCACGGAUCCGAUUUUAUCUCAGGCGAUCGCAAAAGGCCCCUUCGCUGACAACUAUGUCCAUCGACCUCUCCGAGAAUUUAUAUCCUCUGAGGCAGGUGGGAAUGAUGGGUUUGGGUUUUCUUUUCUAUUACUCGGCGUAUCUCUGCUUCGAUAUGCAGAGGCGCCCGUAAACACCAUUGUAUUAGCAGAAUUUGACCUGGAAGAAGGAGAACCAGAUCUUCUAGGUUCUCUUGAUAGGGGCCGCUUUGGAGGGGGUGCUGGCACCGCGCUGAAGCAUUGGUUUGUUGAAGGCUUCCUCUACAUGAUCAUCCUAGGGGCUGGAUAUGGGAUAAUUGUCGGCUUUGUUUGCCAGAAAGUUCUAAACAUGUCGUCUAAGAGGAAGUGGAUUGACCAUGAGUGUUUUACCUUGAUUCCUGUGGCUCUCGGGACGUUUAUUGUUGGUACUUGUGGCUGUUUUGGCUCUGACGAGACCCUGGCCUGCUUCAUAGCAGGAAGCAUGCUGAACUGGGAUGGGCUAUACAAUACUGAGAUCCAGGCACGACAUGAUUCAUUCAACACGUCGUUGGAGACUCUGUUAAAUUACGCCACCUUUAUGUACCUGGGGGCGAUUAUGCCGUGGCAGGAGUUUCACAUGCCGACAGCUACCGGGAUCACUUAUCCGCGUCUUUUAGGGCUAGGAGUUUUGAUACUCAUCUUUCGACGCAUCCCUGCAAUUAUGGCUGGAUAUCGAUUUAUGCCAAGGAUAUGCAGCAACUGGAAGGAAGCUUUGUUUAUGGGGCAUUUCGGUCCAAUCGGCGUGGGAGCAAUUGCAUAUGUGGAAUACGCUCGACGACUGUUUCCGGAUCGCGGAGAAAGUGACAGAGAAAUCAACCAAUUAACCGAUGCCAUGAUACCAGUUGUCUACUGGCUAGUUCUCUUUUCUAUCAUCAUCCACGGCUUAUCUGUUCCCAUCCUCUAUGUGUUUUACAGAGCAUUCAAAGUACCACGUAUUCACGACCACCCGGUGGAGGUUGUUCUCUUGUCUGAGAAUGAGCCGUUGCCCAACAACAGUACAGUAAAUCCACAGCGGUACUCGGUGUUUCUCAACAACCGUUUCUCCGAGCCACCGGAUAUCCACGAGAGUGACGAGGAAAAGGGACUCGCGCGCAUACGAGAAAAUAGUGAGACCCAGCUGCGACGAAGCGAGGACAGCUCUGGUUUACCGGAUCUGGAAAUAGCGCGCUCGCAGAGAUCGAACCAACGAUUAAACGACGAAAUGGAUGCAAGGGAGAUUGUCUGAAGGUACUACGCGCUCUACAUUGUCUAGACGGGUAGGAUAUCAUUCAUUAUUCAUUCACUCAUUCA
Messenger RNA from Aspergillus ochraceoroseus IBT 24754, 1947 nucleotides. Its product is annotated as putative plasma membrane antiporter. The record is from RefSeq and is a predicted model, not a curated record. Bases 161 to 1882 code for a protein of 573 amino acids. The transcript has 8 exons. Gene Ontology annotation, molecular function: sodium:proton antiporter activity. Gene Ontology annotation, cellular component: plasma membrane. Lineage: Eukaryota; Fungi; Ascomycota; Eurotiomycetes; Eurotiales; Aspergillaceae. Gene Ontology annotation, biological process: sodium ion export across plasma membrane; regulation of membrane potential; proton export across plasma membrane.